CUUGUGCGCGAGGGUUGCCGGCCACGUUCCGGGGUCCGUACGCCAGCGCCUGUCACCGCAGGGCGCCCUGGGAUAGCGGCGGGGCCGCGGGGAUCUUGACCUCUUCCCAAACACUCCUCAUGCAUCAUUUGCCUCUGACCUCUUUUCGAUCACCACUAUGGCGCCUCCCUAGGCCCCAUUCCCUUUCUACACAGUCAGAGACCCAUGGAUCUUCCAUUUCCCUGAGGAACCGUGAAGCCAAACAGAAGCGGCUGCGGGAGAAGCAGGCGGCACUGGAGGCUGGACUAGCUGGGAAGAAAAAGGCAUCUGCAGAAUCCACUAAAGCAUGGAGUCCUAAGGAAAUUCUAUUGUAUGAAAUCCCUACAGAACCUGGUGCAAAGAAAGAUGUCUCUGGGCCUUUGCCUCCUGCUUACAGUCCCCGGUAUGUUGAGGCUGCCUGGUACCCGUGGUGGGUGCGAGAGGGCUUCUUCAAACCGGAAUAUCAGGCACAACUGCCCCAGGCUACAGGGGAGACCUUUUCCAUGUGUAUCCCACCUCCCAAUGUCACUGGUUCCCUGCACAUCGGCCACGCACUCACAGUGGCCAUACAGGACACCCUCGUGCGCUGGCACCGGAUGCGUGGGGAUCAAGUGCUGUGGGUUCCUGGCUCAGAUCAUGCAGGAAUUGCUACACAAGCUGUGGUGGAGAAACAACUGUGGAAGGAGCAGGGAGUGAGGAGACAGGAGCUGAGCCGAGAAGACUUCCUUAGGGCGGUGUGGCAGUGGAAGGAGGUGAAAGGAGGAGAGAUUUGUGAGCAGCUGCGUGCUUUGGGUGCCUCCCUAGAUUGGGAUCGAGAGUGUUUUACCAUGGAUGCUGGCUCCUCAGUGGCUGUGACCGAAGCUUUUGUGCGACUCUACAAUGCAGGAUUGUUGUACCGGAACCGUCAGCUUGUUAACUGGUCGUGUGCUUUAAGAUCAGCUAUCUCGGAUAUUGAGGUGGAGAGCCGGCCCCUGACAGGCCGCACAGAGCUCCAGCUGCCUGGCUGUCCCACUCCUGUGUCUUUUGGUCUCCUUGUUUCUGUCGCCUUCCCUGUGGAUGGAGAGGCUGAUGCUGAGGUCGUAGUAGGAACCACGAGACCAGAGACCUUGCCUGGAGAUGUGGCUGUGGCCAUUCACCCCGAGGACUCCAGAUACACACAUCUACAUGGACGACAACUUCGCCAUCCCUUGACAGGACAGCUUCUCCCCCUCAUCACAGACACUGCUGUUCAGCCACAUAUGGGCACAGGGGCAGUGAAGGUGACUCCAGCUCAUAGUCCUGCUGAUGCCGAGAUGGGGGCCCGACAUGGCUUGAGCCCACUGAGUGUCAUUGCGGAGGAUGGGACCAUGACUUCCCUCUGUGGGGACUGGCUGCAGGGUGUUCACCGAUUUGUGGCCCGGGAAAAGAUUGUGUCUGCACUGAGGGAGCAGGGCCUGUUCCGGGGCCUCCAGGAACACCCCAUGGUGCUGCCCAUCUGCAGCCGUUCCGGAGACGUGGUAGAAUACCUACUCAAGAGCCAGUGGUUUGUCCGCUGCCGGGAAAUGGGGGACCGAGCUGCCAAGGCUGUGGAGUCAGGUGCCCUGGAGCUCUCUCCCUCCUUCCACCAGAAGAAUUGGCAGCACUGGUUUGCCCACAUUGGAGACUGGUGUGUCUCCCGGCAGCUGUGGUGGGGCCAUCAGAUUCCAGCCUACCUGGUCAUCAGGGAGCAUGUGAAGGAUGACAAGGAGGACUGUUGGGUGGUGGCGCGUUCAGAGGCUGAGGCCAGAGAGGUAGCAGCAGAACUGACAGGGAUACCAGGCACAGAGCUGACCCUGGAGAGGGACCCUGAUGUCCUGGACACAUGGUUUUCUUCAGCUCUUUUCCCUUUUUCUGCCCUGGGCUGGCCCCAAGAGACCCCAGACCUUGCUCGUUUCUACCCACUGUCGCUUUUGGAAACAGGCAGUGAUCUCCUGCUGUUCUGGGUGGGCCGCAUGGUCAUGUUGGGGAUCCAGCUCACUGGGCAGCUCCCCUUCAGCAAGGUACUUCUUCAUUCCAUGGUUCGGGACAGGCAGGGCCGGAAGAUGAGCAAGUCCCUGGGGAAUGUUCUGGACCCACGGGACAUCAUCAGUGGGGUGGAGCUACAGGUACUACAGACAAAGCUGGGAGAUGGGAACUUGGAUCCUGCAGAGCUGGCCAUUGCAGCUGCAGCACAGAAAAAGGACUUUCCUCAUGGGAUCCCUGAGUGUGGGACAGAUGCCCUGAGAUUUGCACUGUGCUCCCAUGGAGUCCUGGGGGGCGACCUGCACCUGUCUGUCUCUGAGGUCCUAAGCUACCGCCAUUUCUGCAACAAGAUUUGGAAUGCCCUGCGCUUUAUCCUCAAUGCCCUAGGGGAGAACUUUGUCCCCCAGCCUGCAGAGCAUAUCUCUCCCUCCUCCCCCAUGGACACCUGGAUUCUCAGCCGCCUGGCCCUUGCUGCCCGGGAGUGUGAGCGGGGCUUCCUCAUGAGGGAGCUCUCGCUCGUCACCCACACCCUGCACCACUUCUGGCUCCAUGACCUCUGUGAUGUCUACCUGGAAGCUGUGAAGCCGGUGCUGUCACAUGUGCCCCGCCCUUCAGGGCCUCCUCAGGUCCUGUUCUCCUGUGCAGAUGUUGGUCUCCGCCUCCUAGCCCCACUGAUGCCCUUCCUGACUGAAGAGCUCUGGCAGAGGCUGCCCCCAAGGGCUGGCAGUCCCCCUCCCCCCAGUGUCUCUGUGGCCCCUUUCCCCAGUGCCCACAGUUUGGAACACUGGCGCCAGCCCGAGCUUGAGCGACAUUUCUCCAAGGUCCAGGAUGCUGUACAGGUGCUGAGGGCUCUCCGAGCCACCUACCAGCUCACCAAAGCCCGGCCCCGAGUGCUGCUGCAGAUCUUGGAGCCAGGGGAGCAAGAUCUUUUCCAGACCUUCCUGGAGCCCCUAGGCACCCUAGGCCAUUGUGGGGCUGUUGGUUUCCUACCACCAGAUGCAGAAGCUCCCACUGGCUGGGCCCAGGCCCCACUCAGUGACACUGCUCAAGUCUACAUGGAGCUUCAGGGCCUGGUGGACCCCCAGACCCAGCUACCUUUGCUUGCUGCCCGAAGAGACAAGCUGCAGAAGCAGCUUGAUGGCCUCAUGGCCCGGAACCCAUCAGAAGGGGAGGCAGAGACCCAGAGGCAGCAAAGGCUUUCCUCCCUCCACCUGGAAUUGUCAAAACUGGACCAGGCAGCCUCUCACCUCCAGCAGCUGAUGAAUGAAUCUUCUGGCCCCAGGAGCUCUGAGCUCUAACUUACCAUCCCUGUCAGUCCUCCCUCCUACACAUGUGUCUGGGGACUGCAGAUCUGUCAGUGGUUAGGGUAUGUUGAGAACUCAGACUAAUGGUCUAUCUUCCUCAUUUUGUAAUUGAGGAAGCAGACUGGCCUGGUCACCAUGUCUGGUGUCAAGAUGCCAAGUUACCCACUAGCCUCCCACUUGUUCAGGGUUAUCCCUGAGUAGUCCUACUAGGACAUUUGGGAUUGAGGAGAUUCAGAUAAACUUUAAAAAUCUCAAACACAGAGCCAGGUAGCAGUGGCACACAUCUGUAAUCCCAGUUGUUAGGGAGGCUGAGGCAGGAGGAUUGCAAGUUCAAGGCCAACCUGGCAACUUAGCAAGA
Messenger RNA from Sciurus carolinensis (gray squirrel), 3660 nucleotides. It is a transcript of the gene Vars2, whose product is annotated as valyl-tRNA synthetase 2, mitochondrial. The coding region runs from base 120 to 3296 and encodes 1058 amino acids. Gene Ontology annotation, cellular component: cytosol. Gene Ontology annotation, molecular function: ATP binding; valine-tRNA ligase activity; aminoacyl-tRNA deacylase activity. Lineage: Eukaryota; Metazoa; Chordata; Mammalia; Rodentia; Sciuridae. The transcript is spliced from 30 exons. The record is from RefSeq and is a predicted model, not a curated record. Gene Ontology annotation, biological process: valyl-tRNA aminoacylation.